Molecule: messenger RNA, 1210 nt
Organism: Drosophila innubila
Lineage: Eukaryota; Metazoa; Arthropoda; Insecta; Diptera; Drosophilidae
Product: trans-1,2-dihydrobenzene-1,2-diol dehydrogenase
Exons: 3
Coding region: 34-1062 (342 amino acids)
Molecular function (GO): nucleotide binding
Source: RefSeq, a predicted model, not a curated record
CGCGUCGAGAACAUUGAUUACGAAUUCAUUACGAUGCAGGGCCAGAAACUGAAUCUAAACUGGGGCAUUGCAGCAGCUGGACGCAUUACCCAGGAUUUUGUGACAGCACUGGGAACUUUGGAGAGUUCCCCUCAUGUUGUGAUCGCUGUUGCGGAUGUGGAGGGGGAACGUGCCCAGGAAUUUGCGAAACGCAAUCAGAUAUCACGUCAUUAUAAUGGAUUCGAUGCAUUGUCCCAGGAUCGAGAGGUGGAUGUUGUUUAUGUGGGCACACUGAAUCCCUAUCACUAUGCUGUGGUCCGGUUGAUGCUUUCCCGGGGGAAACAUGUACUGUGCGAGACGCCCUUGUGCCUGGGAUUGGCACAGGCAAGGGAACUCUAUGCAUUGGCCGAACAAAGAGGAGUCUUCCUCAUGGAGGGAAUGUGGAGUCGCUUCUUUCCCAGCUACGAUCGCUUGAGGGAACUCCUCCUUAACGAUUCGAUUGGCGAAGUGAAUCUGAUCAAGCUGCAACAUGGCUUCCGCCUGGCCAAUGUUGAGAGGAUUACCAGUCGUGCUCUAGGUGGUUCCAUUACCCUGGACAUUGGCAUUUAUGCACUUCAGCUGGGACAAUUUGUUUUUGGUUUGCCGCCAGUGAAGAUCAUUCCCAGUGGAACACAAUUAAAUGGCGAUCGUGUCGAUGUGCAGACCGAAUUUAUACUGGAUUAUGGUGCCAAUCGUCGUCUGGUGGCGCUUGUCACAGGUCUGGAAAAUCUGGAGAAUGAUGCGAUCAUUGUGGGCAGCAGAGGCGAAAUUAAGCUCUCCAACUAUUGGUGUUGCACUCAAUUGACUCGCUCUAAUACUGCUCCAGAGAUUUGGCCACUGCCAAAUGGCAAGUUUGAUUUUAAUUACACCAACUCUUGUGGGCUACGUUAUCAGGCGGAGGAGGUGCGCAAGUGCAUCGAGAAGCGUCUCCUGGAGAGUCCCAAGUACACUCAUGCCGCUAGUCUGGAACUAAUUGCCAUUACAGAUCAAAUACGCCGACAAAUUGGCGUUAGCUUUGAGGAUGUUGUUGGCCCGGAAUUGUAGUAAGUUAAUAGAAAAAGUUAUAAGUAAUCUUUUUAGUAAUAGACAUUAAGAUACAGCUAAAUUCAUCUUACAGAAAGUUCCUUGUUUCUAAUUUUUCCAUAUGUAAUCCCUUUAAAUAAAUUUCAAUUAAUUUGAAGCGAAAUUUAAA